AAUUUUUUUUUUGGGGCCGAAAUUAGCUUUGGGCCUUUGAUGGGCCAAAUAUGGCAACUCGGCCCAAUCCUACAGAGGGAGAACCCGCCACCCCGGAGGCCGACCGGCGUCGUCUCCGUUCUCACCCGUUUUGGUACGAAACGAAGAACGAAAGGAAACCCUGCUGCCCACUGCCUCGUCGGAAUCUUUUAUCUGCCGGUCAACAGAUUUUCUCUCCCGUCCCUCUCCGGCUCCUUUCAGAUGGAAGCAGCGGAUCCUUCAGCUCCAGAGCUUGGUGCACCUGGGACGGCAAAAUCGAGGGUUAACGCGAAGGAAGUUGAAGGCUUUGGCCGUCGCCUUGAUGAAGUUCUGAUGAAAGUUGAUCAGCUCGAGCAAAGAAUUAAUGAUGUUGAACAAUUCUACCUCAACUUAAGCAAAAAGCAAACAAAUACUUCUAAAGGUAGCUCAGUUGCCAAGGAAAAAGAGAGAGAGAGACCCAUCACUAGCAUUAAGAAGCAGCAGCAAGAAGCAGCACGCAGAGAAGCGGCUGCAGCCAAGAGAAUGCAAGAGCUUAUUCGUCAUUUUGGCACAAUAUUACGCCAGAUCACUCAACACAAAUGGGCAUGGCCAUUUAUGCAACCCGUAGAUGUGAAAGGCCUUGGUUUAGAUGACUAUUACGAGGUAAUUGACAAACCAAUGGAUUUCAGUACAAUAAAGAAUCAAAUGGAGGCCAAGGAUGGGACAGGUUACAAAAAUGUACGGGAAAUAUGUGCCGAUGUGAGGCUAGUCUUCAAGAAUGCUAUGAAGUAUAAUGCUGAGAAGAGCGAUGUUCACGUCAUGGCUAAGACCUUGCUAGCAAAGUUUGAGGAGAAGUGGUUGCAACUUCUGCCUAAAGUGACAGAGGAGGAAAAAAGACGAGAAGAGGACGAAGCAGAAGCUCAGUUGGAUAUGCAGCUUGCGCAGGAGGCUGCUUAUGCUAAAAUCGCGAGAGAUAUAAGUAACGAGGUUGAUGAAGUUGAUACGAAUUUGGAAGAGCUCAGGGAAGUGGUUGUUCAGAAAUGCAGGAAAAUAUCAACUGAAGAGAAAAGGAGCAUUGGACAUGCCCUUGCGAUGUUGUCUCCUGAAGAUCUAAGUAAGGCUUUGGAGAUUGUUGCUCAGAAUAAUCCCAGCUUCCUGUCAGUAGCCGAAGAGGUGGACCUUGAUAUGGAUGCUCAGAGUGAAUCAACCUUAUGGAGGUUGAAAUUCUUUGUGAAGGAUACCCUUGAAGCCCAGGGCAAGACUUCGACGAGCGCCGGAGGAACCACCAAUACCACUGGCCCGAACAACAACAACAACAACAACAGUAACAAUCGGAACAAUGUCGCCUUCAACAGCAACAAGAGGAAAAAGGAGAUUUGCGAUGCCAUCGCUAAAACAGCCAAGAAAAGGAAUAAGAAGCCCUCUUGAUUCGGCCUCGUUUUGUGUAGUGUCGUGUCCCUUGGUUAUUUUUCAUGUUCUUUGCCGCCUCUGUUGUAUGGUAAAGCAUUAGACAUCGAUUGCCCUUGUAAUAUAGAAUGUGUAUUUUCUUUAGAGAAAAAGAAGGGGAAAAAAAUUUAGAGUCGACUUUGUUCAUUC
This is a messenger RNA of Punica granatum (pomegranate), 1593 nucleotides long. Lineage: Eukaryota; Viridiplantae; Streptophyta; Magnoliopsida; Myrtales; Lythraceae. The record is from RefSeq and is a predicted model, not a curated record.